UCCUCCUCCUACCUUGCCAUGUGCACCCAUAUCUGAUACCUCCAUUCCUCUCCCUCUUCCUUCCCCACUACUGCUCCUAUAAAACUAUAUCAGUAACUGCCUUUUGACUUGCUAAACCUAUAAAUAUGAUGGCUUCUGUAGCCAUGUUCGGCGGAGUUCUCCUCGCCAUAUGGCUCAUUCAAUGGGCUUACAGAUGGAGGAAUCCCAGAUGCAGUGGAAGGCUCCCUGCUGGUUCCAUGGGCCUGCCGUUGAUUGGAGAGACCCUUCAGUUCUUCACACCGAACGCUACAUCGGACGUCCCUCCCUUUGUCAAGGAGAGAAUGAAGAAAUAUGGGCCAGUAUUUAAGACCAGUUUGGUUGGGCGCCCUCUAGUGGUGUCGACCGACCCGGAGCUCAAUCACUUCGUAUUCCAGCAAGAAGGAAAGUUGUUUCAGAGCUGGUACCCGGACACCUUCACGGAGAUCUUUGGCCGCGACAAUGUGGGCUCGUUGCAUGGGUUCAUGUAUAAGUACCUCAAAAGCUUGGUCCUUCGGCUCUUUGGACCUGAGAGCUUAAAAGAGAAUCUGCUCCAUGAUGUGGAGAAGUCCGUAUCGAAUAGUCUUAGCUCAUGGUCAGGCCAGCCAAGUGUCGAAUUGAAAGAAGCCACAUCAAAGAUGAUAUUUGAUCUCACUGCCAAGAAGUUGAUCAGUUAUGACCCAUCCAGCUCGUCAGAAAAUUUGAGGAAAAAUUUUGUUGCAUUCAUACGGGGACUAAUUUCAUUUCCAGUAAACAUUCCAGGAACUGCUUACCACCAAUGUAUGCAGGGGCGGAAGAAUGCAAUGAAAGUGCUUAAGACUAUGCUAAAGGAGAGGCAGAACUCACCAAGAAGGCAAUGCGUGGACUUCUUCGACUCUGUUAUCGAAGAACUAAAGAAAGAAAGACCAGUCAUAACAGAGACAAUUGCUCUAGAUUUGAUGUUUGUGCUUCUCUUUGCAAGUUUUGAAACUACAUCCUUGGCUCUCACUGCAGCGAUGAAACUUCUCACUGACCAUCCUAGAGUACUGGAGGAGUUGACGGAGGAGCAUGAAGCGAUUCUCAAAAAUCGGGAGAAUCCAGAUUCUGGAAUUACAUGGAAUGAGUACAAAUCCAUGAGCUUUACAUUUCAGGUUAUUAAUGAAACGGCCAGAUUGGCGAAUAUCGUACCAGGAAUCUUUAGAAAAACAAUGGAAGAUAUUAAGAUAAAAGGAUUUACAAUUCCAGCAGGAUGGGGGGUUAUGGUCUGUCCUCCUGCAGUGCACUUGAAUCCAGAGAUAUACGAGGAUCCACUUGCCUUCAAUCCAUGGAGGUGGAAGGACAAGUUGGAACUCACUGGUGGGUCAAAAAAUUUCAUGGCCUUUGGAGGGGGGUUAAGAUUCUGUGUGGGGGCUGACUUCACCAAGCUUCAGAUGGCCAUCUUCCUCCAUUGCUUGGUUACUAAGUACAAGUGGAGGGCUAUCAGAGGAGGGAACAUGGUUCGAACCCCGGGUUUAGGAUUUCCCGAUGGAUAUCACAUCCAGCUCCUCCCUAAAACUUGAUGCUGAUCAAAGUUGCUUGGUUCCUGGAAACUUGUAAGAGAGGGGUUUUAAUGUAGUGCUACAUGCAAGUCUGGAUAGAAAAUACGCAACACAAGCGAAUUUACUCAGUAGAAAAUAGAGUGGUGUUCAGGGGUUUCAGAGAGCACUAGGUUUAGAGUACCUGAAAGUAUAAUUACUAGGAAAUUAUAUGGUUUUCUUAUCAUGUAAUAGCUAGAUUUGGAUAAGUUCUUGUUUUCAGAUGUCCACAAAAGGUGUUUUCUACAUUGUCAGCUGCUAAUCCCUUUUGUACCAAGUCUGCAGAGUACACAAGAGCAUGGAAAAGGGUAUGUUGAUUGAGUUAAUGACCAUGAAACAUA
Messenger RNA from Phoenix dactylifera (date palm), 1909 nucleotides. It is a transcript of the gene CYP87A2, whose product is annotated as cytochrome P450, family 87, subfamily A, polypeptide 2. Gene Ontology annotation, biological process: brassinosteroid biosynthetic process; sterol metabolic process; multicellular organism development. Gene Ontology annotation, molecular function: monooxygenase activity; heme binding; iron ion binding. The record is from RefSeq and is a predicted model, not a curated record. Lineage: Eukaryota; Viridiplantae; Streptophyta; Magnoliopsida; Arecales; Arecaceae.